AUGCGAAGUCCACGUAUCUUGCAUAACUUCCAGGACCAAUAUUCGGCAUGUUACAAGCCUCCAAAUUCUCAGAAGUGCAGUAAAGAGAUGCUUACGAAAAGAGCAACAGACGCCGGAUAUUUCUCAGAAGGGACACUGGAUUUCAUGAGAAAAACUCUUGAAAGAUCUGGGCUUGGUGACUCCACUUAUCUGGCAGAGAUCUUUUUCGAAGAAUCACAACAGUAUACCCCAUCCAUGAAAGAUUCGAGAAGGGAAGCUGAGAUGGCCAUUUUUGGAUCCAUAGAUAUGCUUCUGGCUAAAACAGUUAAUCAGUAUAAGCUUCCAGAGAAUGUCGUGAGCUACAAUCUUGUUGGCAUGGGAUGCAGCGCAGGACUUCUAGCAAUAGGACUUGCUAAACAGCUCCUACAGGUGCACCAAAACACCUACGCUUUGAUAGUGAGUACGGAGACAAUUACCGAGAACUGCUACAUCGGAGAAGAUCUUUCCAAGUUCAUCAUCAACUGCCUGUUUCGUAUAGGCGGCGCCGCCAUACUCCUCUCCAACCGCUCCUCCGACCACCAUAAUUCCAAAUACCGCCUUCUUCACACCGUACACAACAACACAUCAAGAUCAGAUCGCUCUUAUAACUGCAUAUUUCAGGAAGAAGACAUCGCCGGGACAGUCGGCGUCACCAUCAAUAAAGACCUUCUCACCGCCGCUAUUGCCACCAUCGAAGCAAACCUAACCGCUUUAGGUUACUUAAUCCUUCCGAAAACAGAGAAACUCCUCUACGUAGUAAACUGCAUCGCCAGAAACCUCCUUCCGGGAUACAAAAUCCAGUCUUACGUACCUAACUACGGCAAGGCCGUCAAUCACUUCCUCCCUCACGUCGGCGGGAAGCCGGUGCUCGAUGAACUGCAGAAGACCCUACGGUUUUCUGAAGCCGUCAUGGAAGCUUCGAGAAUGACACUGUACAGGUACGGAAACACCUCCAGCAGCUCGAUAUGGUAUGAGCUGGCGUACGUUGAGGCACAGGGUCGGGUCAAAAAAGGUGACCGGGUCUGGCAGAUGGCAUUCGGGUCGGGUUUCAAGUGCAGUAGUGUGAUUUGGCGUGCAAUGAAGACGGUUGAUUAUGAUGACAAGAAUCCAUGGACGGACGAGAUUGCUGGGUUCCCAGUGACUUUGGACGAAUGUGAACCAAUGCCGGUCUUUUUUGAACCUACCAAGAAUAAUUAAUUAAUCUUCCAUUUUAUUUUUAAGCACUCGAUUACUUCUCUAUUACAAUUUACACAUACAAUCUUACAUUGUAAUAAUAAAUCCUUUGUUUGUAAUGGAAAUAAUUUCCUCAAUUU
Molecule: messenger RNA, 1331 nt
Organism: Lactuca virosa
Lineage: Eukaryota; Viridiplantae; Streptophyta; Magnoliopsida; Asterales; Asteraceae
Source: the annotation of a GenBank genome assembly